This is a messenger RNA of Mus pahari (shrew mouse), 8455 nucleotides long. RefSeq names its product ATRX chromatin remodeler (gene Atrx). The transcript has 36 exons. Bases 764 to 8077 code for a protein of 2437 amino acids. Gene Ontology annotation, molecular function: ATP binding; ATP-dependent chromatin remodeler activity. The record is from RefSeq and is a predicted model, not a curated record. NCBI's taxonomy places the organism in Eukaryota, Metazoa, Chordata, Mammalia, Rodentia, Muridae.
AAUUUCCGUAGCCAAUAAGACACUGAGCUCUGGCAGAGGUAGCCAAUAGAUGACGGAAAGAGGAAGAGGGAGGACGCGCCAAUUCUCCUGCCCAAGCCUCGGCCCAACAAAAUGGCGUCGGCGUCGGCCUCGCUUUGUUUCCGUGGCUCUUGCAGCAGCAACAGCAGCAGCGGUAGCGGCCUCUGAGCUGGGAGGACGAUCCAGCACCAGCUGCGGUGACUACUAAGAUCCCAGUACUUUGCAUUCAGCCACUGGCGCCGAGGAGCGCAGAACGGUACCCAAGGGGUUGCCGAAGCCAAGCGGCCGUCCGAGCCCAAAACAUGACCGCUGAGCCCAUGAGGUAAAACGCAAGCCCUUGUCACGGGCCCCGGCGUUCUGCUCCCGGGCGCCUUCCACUCGAGUGGGGUGUUUGCAAAGACGUGCGCUAGGUGCCCUAGGCCCGCGCGCGGCUUCGCGGUCAGCGGCAUCGUUUUCCCUCUAGUUGUGAGCGGCCAUUGAGUGCUAGGAAUCGAACCGGGGUCCUCUGGAAGAGCAACCAGUGCUCUUAACUGCUGAACCAUCUCUCCAGCUGUCGACAGCUGCUGCUGCAGGGGUUUUAAGGCUUCACUCAAUCCGUCCUUGGCUUCCAGCAGCUUGUCAGAAGCUAUUUUAAGUACUCUGUUUCAGUGAAAGCAAGUUGAAUACAUUGGUGCAGAAGCUUCAUGACUUCUUAGCACAUUCAUCAGAAGAAUCUGAGGAAACGUGUUCUUCUCCACGGCUUGUCAUGAACCAAAGCACAGAUAAAAUCUGUGGUUCUGGACUUAAUUCUGAUAUGAUGGAAAAUAACAAGGAGGAGGGAGCUAGCACCUCAGAAAAGUCCAAAUCUUCAGGUUCAUCAAGGUCAAAGAGGAAACCUUCAAUUGUGACAAAAUAUGUAGAAUCUGAUGAUGAAAAACCCACGGAUGAGAAUGUAAAUGAAAAAGCUGCUACUGAAAAUUCAGAAAAUGACAUUACUAUGCAAAGCUUGCCAAAAGGUACAGUGAUUGUACAACCAGAGCCAGUGCUGAAUGAAGACAAAGAUGAUUUUAAAGGGCCUGAAUUUAGAAGCAGAAGUAAAAUGAAAACUGAAAAUCUCAAAAAACGCGGAGAAGACGGACUUCAUGGGAUCGUGAGCUGCACAGCUUGUGGACAGCAGGUCAAUCAUUUUCAAAAAGAUUCCAUUUAUAGACACCCUUCCCUCAAAGUCCUUAUCUGUAAGAACUGCUUUAAGUAUUAUAUGAGUGACGAUAUUAGCCGUGACUCAGAUGGAAUGGAUGAACAAUGUAGAUGGUGUGCAGAAGGUGGGAACUUGAUUUGUUGCGACUUUUGUCAUAACGCCUUCUGUAAGAAAUGCAUCCUGCGCAACCUUGGUCGAAAGGAGUUGUCUACAAUAAUGGAUGAAAACCAUCAGUGGUAUUGCUAUAUUUGUCAACCAGAGCCUCUAUUGGACUUGGUGACUGCGUGCAACAGCGUAUUUGAGAAUUUAGAACAGUUGUUGCAACAGAAUAAGAAGAAGAUAAAAGUUGACAGUGAAAAGACUAGUAAAGUCUGUGACCAAACAUCCAAAUUUUCUCCAAAGAAGAAUAGUUCUAGUUGUAAUGGAGAAGAAAAAAAAUUCGAGGAGUCCUGUUCUGGUUCUGUAACCUCCACUUCCUCAGCACUAACUGUGCCCAGAGAGAUGAUUAAGAAGACAAAAAAACUGAUUGAGACUACAUCCAACAUGAACUCCAGUUACAUUAAGUUUCUAAAACAGGCAGCAGAUAAUUCAGAAAUGACUUCUGCCAUGAAGUUACGUCAACUUAAGGCUUUUAAAUCUGUGUUGGCUGAUAUCAAGAAGGCUCAUCUUGCAUUAGAAGAAGAUUUGAAUUCAGAGAUCCAAGCUUUGGAUGCUGUACACAAAGAAAAAAAUACCAAAGAGCUUAAAAGCACAGAUUCUAAGUCUGAAACAAAAAUGCGAAAAGGGGAAAAAUCCUAUUCGACAGAAAAGAAAGAGUUUUUAAAGUUAGAUGCUAGAUCAUCAGUCAAGGCCAUAGAUGGUGAAGAGCAGAGAGCACACAAGAGUACUAGUGGGGAACAUAAGGGUUCAGGUAGGAAAGAUGGUUCUCAGUAUGAACCGACUAACGCUUCCGAGGAUUUAGAUAUGGAUAUUGUGUCUGUUCCUUCCUCGGUUCCAGAAGACAUUUUUGAUAGCCUUGAGAGUGCUAUGGAAGUUCAGAGUUCAGCUGAAUAUCAAGGAGACGGCAACAGUGGGACUGACCCAGAACUUGAGAGCUCCUCUGUAAAAUUAAAUGCUUCUUCAAAAGACGGCAGAGGAACUACUAAGUCAAAAGUCACAGCGAAAGUAAGAAAAGAAUUAUAUGUUAAACUUACCCCAGUUUCUCUUUCGAAUUCCCCAAUUAAAGGUGUUGACUAUCAGGAAGUCUCACAAGAGAAGAAUGGCCGUAAAAGUUCUGGGGUGGCCCGAAGCUCAGAGAAAUGUAGACCUAGAGAGGAAAUUAGUGAUAAUGAAAAUGAUGUCGCAAUACUUUUAGAAGACUCCGAUCUUCGAAGAUCCCCACGUGUAAAAACUACACCGUUGAGGCGACAGACAGAAACCAACCCUGCAAUGUCGAAUUCAGAUGAAGAAAGUAAUGGAACUGUGAAGGAGAAACAAAAGCUGUCAGGUUCAAUAAGAAAAAAGGAUAAGCGAAACUCACCUGACUGUGCUACUGAUAAUCCCAAACCUCAUAAGGUACCCAAAGCUAAGCAACCAGCAAUUGGGGAUCAGAAUUCAGAUUCUGAUGAAAUGCUAGCAGUCCUCAAAGAGGCAAGUCAGAUGGAUCAUAGUUCUUCCUCAGACACUGACAUUAGUGAACCACAGAUUAAUCAUAAAAGUAAAACAGGGAAAGAUGAUAAUGGAAAAAGGAAACGGAAAAAUUCUACUUCCGGGUCAGAUUUUGACACUAAAAAAGGAAAAUCAACUGAAACCUCUACUAUCUCUAAAAAGAAACGCCAAAACUACUCAGAGUCCUCUAACUAUGACUCAGAGUUAGAAAGAGAGAUAAAAACCAUGAGCAGAAUUGGGGCUGCCAGAAAAAGUGUUUCAGAUAAAAAAGAAGAGGACUCUUCUGAAGAUGAAAAACAAAGCAAAAAAGGAGUGGAUAAUAGAGGGCAUGAGAGGGCAAAGACAGCACAAGAAGGGUCAUCUGCUGAUGACACUGGUGACACUGAAGGCAGGCAGGGAGGGAGUUGUUCCAUAGCAGAAGGUUCCAUUGAGAAAGUCAGGAGUGAAGUGGAAUUCCGAGAGAUGCUUUGUAAACCUGGUGUUUCCUCUGAUGGUGCUGAAAAGCCUUCAGUGAAAGAGCAGAAUGUGAUCUCCCCCGAAGACAAAAGAGUUACUAAAACUAAAGAAAAGACUAAACAUCUGAGAAGCAGACCAGGUAGAAAAGUAAAGAGUGGAUCGUCUGAUGGCGCUGAUAGAUUUCCAAAGGAAGAGCGGAGUGAUGAGUCUUCUGAAGGCGAAAAGAAGCAGAGCAGACAGAGACCUGGAACUAAAGGAAAGAAAGCUCCAGAUUUAAAGAGAGAAACAGUGAAGAGAGAGCAGGAGUGUGAGUCUUCCUCUGAUGGGACUGAGAGAUUGCCAGAGGGAGAAGAAAUUGGUCCUUUUUCUAAAGGCAUAAAGCAAAGUAAAACUGACACAGCCGAUGGAGAAAAGAAAGGCAAAAAAUGGAAAGAUAAAUCAUGUGAGAAGAAGGAAGAAUUAUCUGAUAGUGUUGAUAAAUCGCCAGGAAAAGGAGAUAGUUGUGACUCUUCUGAAGAUAAGAAGACCAGGAAUAGACUGUCUUUGAGAGAGAAGAAACAAUUCAGCUUGCCUGCAAAGAGUUCAGGGAAGAGGCCAGAAUGUUCAUCCUCGGAUACUGAGAAAUCCUUGAAAGGAGAGCGUUGUGACUCCACUGAAAAGAGACCGAGAAGAAUUGACUUGAGAGAAAGAAGAAACUCCAAUUCAAAGAGAAACACCAAGGAAGUCAAGAGUGCUUCAUCCUCUUCUGAUGCUGAGGGAAGCUCAGAAGACAAUAAAAAGCAGAAGAAACAAAGAACUUCAGCCAAAAAGAAGCCCGGCAAUACGAAGGAGAAAAAAAGAAACUCCUUAAGAGCAACUCCUAAAAGGAAGCAAGCAGACAUUACUUCUUCAUCUUCUGAUAUAGGAGACGAUGAUCAGAAUUCUGCAGGCGAGGAAAGCAGCGAUGAGCAGAAAAUCAAACCCGUGACUGAAAAUCUAGUGUUGCCUUCACACACUGGAUUUUGUCAAUCUUCAGGAGAUGAAGCCUUAUCUAAAUCAGUGCCCGUCACAGUGGAUGAUGAUGACGACGACAAUGAUCCUGAGAAUAGAAUUGCCAAGAAGAUGCUUUUAGAAGAAAUUAAAGCCAAUCUUUCCUCUGAUGAGGAUGGAUCUUCAGAUGAUGAACCUGAUGGAGGAGAGAAAAAAAGAAUUGGGAAACAGAGUGAAGAAUCUCCAGGAGGUGAUGGUGAGCUGCCCAGAGAGCAGUUAGCCCCGAAUCAAGUCAAUUCUGAAUCAGAUUCAGACUCUGAAGAAUCUAAGAAGCCAAGAUAUAGACAUAGGCUUUUGAGGCAUAAACUGACUUUGAGUGAUGGAGAAUCUGGAGAAGAAAAAACGACCAAGCCUAAAGAGCAUAAAGAAGCCAAAACAAGAAAUAGAAGGAAGGUGAGCAGUGAGGACUCAGAAGACACUGACUUUCAGGAGUCGGGAGUUAGUGAAGAAGUCAGUGAAUCUGAGGAUGAACAGCGGCCUAGAACACGGUCUGCAAAGAAAGCAGAAUUGGAAGAAAAUCAGCGGAGCUAUAAACAAAAGAAGAAAAGACGGCGCAUUAAGGUUCAAGAGGAUUCCUCCAGUGAAAAUAAGAGCCAUUCUGAGGAAGAAAAAAAGGACGGUGAUGAUGAGGAUGAGGAUGAGGACGAGGAGGAGGAAGAUGAAAAUGAUGAUUCUAAGUCACCUGGAAAAGGCAGAAAGAAAAUUCGGAAGAUUCUUAAAGAUGAUAAACUAAGAACAGAAACACAGAAUGCCCUUAAAGAAGAGGAAGAAAGGCGAAAACGUAUUGCAGAGAGGGAACGUGAAAGAGAGAAAUUAAGAGAGGUGAUAGAAAUUGAGGAUGCUUCACCUACUAAGUGUCCAAUAACAACCAAAUUGGUUUUAGAUGAAGAUGAAGAAACCAAAGAACCGUUAGUGCAGGUUCAUAGAAACAUGGUUAUAAAAUUGAAACCCCAUCAAGUAGAUGGUGUUCAGUUUAUGUGGGAUUGCUGCUGUGAGUCUGUGAAAAAGACAAAGAAAUCUCCAGGUUCAGGAUGUAUUCUUGCCCACUGCAUGGGCCUUGGUAAGACCCUCCAGGUGGUCAGUUUUCUUCAUACAGUUCUUUUGUGUGACAAAUUGGAUUUCAGUACAGCUUUAGUGGUUUGUCCUCUUAACACUGCUUUGAAUUGGAUGAAUGAAUUUGAGAAAUGGCAGGAGGGAUUAAAUGAUGGUGAAAAACUUGAGGUCUCUGAGUUAGCAACUGUGAAACGUCCUCAGGAGAGAAGUUAUAUGCUACAGAGAUGGCAAGAAGAUGGUGGUGUUAUGAUCAUAGGGUAUGAAAUGUACAGAAAUCUUGCUCAAGGAAGGAAUGUGAAGAGUCGGAAACUUAAAGAAAUAUUUAAUAAAGCUUUAGUUGACCCAGGCCCUGAUUUUGUUGUUUGUGAUGAAGGCCAUAUUCUAAAAAAUGAAGCAUCUGCUGUUUCAAAAGCAAUGAACUCUAUAAAAUCGAGGAGGAGGAUUAUUUUAACAGGAACACCACUUCAAAAUAACCUAAUUGAGUAUCAUUGCAUGGUUAACUUUAUCAAGGAAAAUUUGCUUGGAUCCAUCAAGGAAUUCAGGAAUAGAUUUAUAAAUCCAAUCCAAAAUGGACAGUGUGCAGAUUCUACCAUGGUAGAUGUGAGAGUGAUGAAAAAACGUGCUCAUAUUCUCUAUGAGAUGUUAGCCGGAUGUGUUCAGAGGAAGGAUUACACAGCGUUAACCAAGUUCUUGCCUCCAAAACAUGAGUAUGUGUUAGCUGUGAGAAUGACUGCUAUUCAGUGCAAGCUCUAUCAAUACUACUUAGAUCACUUAACAGGUGUAGGCAAUAGCACUGAAGGUGGAAGAGGAAAGGCAGGUGCAAAGCUCUUUCAAGAUUUCCAGAUGUUAAGUAGAAUCUGGACUCAUCCUUGGUGUUUGCAACUGGACUAUAUUAGCAAAGAAAAUAAGGGUUAUUUUGAUGAAGAUAGUAUGGAUGAAUUUAUAGCUUCAGAUUCUGAUGAAACCUCUAUGAGUUUAAGCUCAGAUGAGUAUGCAAAAAAGAAGAAAGCAAAGGGGAAGAAGGGGAAGAAGGACAGCAGCUCAAGCGGAAGUGGCAGUGACAAUGAUGUUGAAGUCAUCAAAGUCUGGAAUUCAAGAUCUAGAGGAGGUGGAGAUGGCAAUGUGGAUGACACAGGAAAUAACCCUUCAGUUUCUCUGAAGCUAGAUGAAAGUAAAACUACUUCCACUUCUAAUCCAAGUAGCCCAGCUCCAGAUUGGUACAAAGAUUUUGUUACAGAUACUGAUGCUGAGGUUUUAGAACAUUCUGGAAAAAUGGUACUUCUUUUUGAAAUUCUUCGAAUGGCAGAAGAAAUUGGGGAUAAAGUUCUUGUUUUUAGCCAGUCGCUCAUAUCUCUGGACUUGAUUGAAGAUUUUCUUGAAUUGGCUAGUAGGGAGAAAACAGAAGAUAAAGAUAAACCUCUUAUUUAUAAAGGUGAAGGAAAGUGGCUCCGAAAUAUUGACUAUUACCGCUUGGAUGGUUCUACUAAUGCACAGUCAAGGAAGAAGUGGGCUGAAGAAUUUAAUGAUGAAACCAAUGUGAGAGGGCGAUUGUUUAUCAUUUCCACUAAAGCAGGAUCUCUUGGAAUUAACCUGGUAGCUGCUAAUAGAGUGAUUAUAUUUGAUGCUUCUUGGAAUCCAUCUUAUGACAUCCAGAGUAUAUUCAGAGUUUAUCGCUUUGGACAAACUAAACCUGUUUAUGUAUAUAGGUUCUUAGCUCAGGGAACCAUGGAAGAUAAGAUUUACGAUCGUCAGGUAACAAAGCAGUCACUAUCUUUCCGAGUUGUUGAUCAACAGCAGGUUGAGCGCCAUUUUACCAUGAAUGAGCUUACUGAACUUUAUACGUUUGAGCCAGACUUAUUAGAUGACCCUAAUUCAGAAAAGAAGAAGAAAAGAGAUACCCCCAUGCUGCCGAAGGAUACCAUACUUGCAGAACUUCUUCAGAUACAUAAAGAGCACAUUGUAGGAUAUCAUGAACAUGAUUCUCUUUUGGACCACAAAGAAGAAGAAGAACUGACUGAAGAAGAAAGAAAAGCAGCUUGGGCUGAAUAUGAAGCAGAAAAGAAGGGACUGACCAUGCGUUUCAACAUACCAACUGGGACCAAUUUACCCCCUGUCACUUUCACCUCUCAAACUCCUUAUAUUCCUUUCAAUUUGGGAGCCCUGUCUGCAAUGAGUAACCAGCAGCUGGAGGACCUUAUUAAUCAAGGAAGAGAAAAAGUUGUAGAAGCCACGAACAGUGUGACGGCAGUGAGGAUUCAGCCUCUUGAAGACAUCAUUUCAACUGUAUGGAAAGAAAACAUGAAUCUGUCUGAGGCCCAAGUACAAGCACUAGCAUUAAGUAGACAAGCCAGCCAGGAGCUUGACGUGAAACGGAGAGAAGCAAUCUACAACGAUGUAUUGACAAAGCAACAGAUGUUGAUCAGCUGUGUUCAGCGAAUACUUAUGAAUAGACGGCUCCAGCAGCAGUACAGUCAGCAGCAGCAGCAACAAUUGACUUAUCAGCAAGCAACACUGAGUCACCUCAUGAUGCCAAAGCCUCCAAAUUUAAUCAUGACUCCUUCUAACUACCAGCAGAUUGAUAUGAGAGGAAUGUAUCAGUCAGUGGCUGGUGGUAUGCAGCCACCACCAUUACAGCGUGCACCGCCCCCCCCAAUGAGAAGCAAAAAUCCAGGACCUUCCCCAGGGAAAUCAAUGUGAUUUUGCACUAAAAGUUUAAAGGAUUAUUAAAAUCAUAGAAAGAUCUUUUAUUUUUUUAGGAAUCAAUGACUUAACAGAACUCAACUGUAUAAAUAGUUUGGACCCCUUAAAUGCCAAUCUUCCAUAUUAGUUGAAAUUUUUUUUAACUAGGGCAUACCAUUUCUCUCUGACAUGUGUCAGUGAAGUUGCCUACAAUCUUCUUACACACAUUGAGUACAGAAGAUAUUUCAAAUUGUUUUCAGUGAAAACAAAUCCUUCCAUAACAGUAACAGUUCCACAGAUUUCCUCUCUAAAUUUUUAUGCCUGCUUUUAGCAACCAUGAAAUUGUCAUAAAAUUAAUAAAUUUAGAAAUUAAUAAAGAUUUAUAUAUCCGUUCUU